This is a messenger RNA of Brassica napus (rape), 1269 nucleotides long. RefSeq names its product transcription factor bHLH147-like. The transcript has 2 exons. NCBI's taxonomy places the organism in Eukaryota, Viridiplantae, Streptophyta, Magnoliopsida, Brassicales, Brassicaceae. Gene Ontology annotation, biological process: regulation of DNA-templated transcription. Bases 370 to 1059 code for a protein of 229 amino acids. The record is from RefSeq and is a predicted model, not a curated record.
AAUCUCCAUUGGUUGAAAGGAAAGUUUUAAUUGAGAUACGAGGAGAUAAUUGUAAAUAAGAAAAGAGUUAGAAUAACAAUAAUUUAUUUAACAAGAUAAUUUAAUAUCAUGUAUAAAAAUGCGAUUCAUUGAUUCGUGUUCCUCUCUCCACACCAUUUCUGACACCUAAUCUCUCCCACCUCCUUCUCCGUUCCGUUCCGUUCCGUUCAACAGUCUCCCCCGUUAAAGGUAAAAUUAAACAAUAACCACCACUCGGUUAUCGUCUUUCCGGUUUACUCAUCGCCUGAUUUACGAUUCUCUGAUUUGAUCCGAUCGGUCAAAGAUUAGAUCAAACCGAACCAAUAGUCGCUGAGACCUGACCGGCGAUUAAUGAACUCCACGUCGAAUCAGUUACUUCAGCCGACGACGAGCCCUACCUCCGACCUCUCUCGCCGGAAACGGAAGACAAAAUCGCCGCCGCUGGUACCUCCCUCUCCAUCGACGAAAUGGAGAUCGGAGAAGCAGCAACAGAUCUACACCAAGAAGCUUGCACGUGCCCUAACAAAGCUUCGAAUCGCUCAACCAUCCUCCUCACACUCUUCGCCUCCUCACGGCGGCAGAGCCGUCCGCGAAGUCGCCGACAGAGCCUUGGCGGUUACGGCAAGAGGCAAAACACGGUGGAGCCGAGCGAUACUAUCCAAAGCCGUUAAACUCAAACUCAGGAAACACAAACGUCAGAGAAUCUAUAAUUCGGUUACGUCUCCGGCAAUCACCACCGGGAGUCUCCGGUCAAAGACACAGACAGCGACGGUUACGAGGGUUAAAGCUAAAGGUAUGCCGUCUGUACAGAGGAAGGUGAGAGUGCUGAGCCGGUUAGUUCCGGGUUGCCGUAAACAGACGUUACCGGUGGUUUUGGAAGAAACGACGGAUUAUAUAGCUGCCAUGCAGUGCCGGCUCUUGACGUGUGCGGGAGCCGGGCCUGCUGCCAUGGAGAUGCAGAUUCGCGCCAUGACGGCUAUUCUCUCCGCCGUCAGCUCUCCGACAGGUCAUGAAGGGGGACAAACACAUGUGCUUGGUUAGUUGGGCCAAACUGUCUUUCUUUUUUCUUAUAUAAUUUUUUUUAAAAAAAACUGUUUCUCGUUAUUCUUCACUGUAUUGCUUUCUGUUUGAAUAUUUUACAAAUCUAUGUCGUCAUGUAUAUCCUUUUUCUUGACUUCUAUUGCAAAGACUAGUGCCACACGAAAGGAGGAAAGUGAUUGAGCUCUGUAAUAAAUUUCAGUUUCUUGAUAA